CUAUUAUUAUUAUGUUUUCUUAUUUGCGUUACUGGCUUUACCCCUCGAGUGGGCGCAGGAUGAUGUAGCUUCUGUGCUAAGUGGCGUUCUCAUUACGUCUUAACUAUAUGCCCUCUGCUGCAGCCACUAGCUGGCUUUUCAAUAGAAACACACUUACCCUCUGAUAUCACAUCCCUUUUCAAUAAAAACCGAAACUUGUAACUUGGGACAGACACCUGAGAUAUCGAGGAAGACAUUAUUGACAGCGAGAAACAUGGCCGCUACCGCCGAAAAACAAACAAAAGAGGACCUUCCUCAGGACGACGACGACGACUACUACUCUGACAGCGCCAGCAACAGCGACUUCGACUACGACUCGUACUCAGAAGACGACAUUGACGAGCCCCAAACAGAAUCUGACCACAAGGCCCAAAACCAACGCCGAAGGAGGCCGCAACAGGGAACAGCGGUCAAGGGCCGCGAUAACCGCUCCUUUGACUACUACGACGAGAGCGAGGAUGAAUCCCAAGCCGUCGCCCCGUUUGAGCGCCUCGGCGGUGAUGAGGCAUCAAUGGAUGGCCCCGUCACGCGGGCUCGUCAAGAGCGCGGCGAGAUCCCCGAGCGCGGUGGCAAUCAGGGUGGUGAGAAAUUCCAGAUGGCGGAAGACUCGAAGAAGUCAAUCGAUGAUGAGGAGGGCUUGAAGCUCAAAUUAGAGCUGAAUCUGGAUAUCGAGGUUGAGCUGAAGGCCAGUAUCCAUGGUGAUUUGACUCUAGCGUUACUGGCAUAGAAAAUAGAUAGUUCCCGCUAUCAAAUACCACCAAUGGAUCAAUCGCUCGUCCAAGCUGUCUUGUUUUCACCAUUCGACUGUCCUGUCUUAUGAUUGUGACGCAUAGACCAACCUCAACAUAUACGAUUACAUGUUAUUGUACACUUCUCUGACGAUUAUCUCUAAUGGCAAUGAUGUUUCUUUUUCUUUUUGGAAUGACUGUUUAUGUUUGUUCAGCGAUGCGUGUAGAUACGAUGAACUUGAUAUUCUUAAUUAUACUCAUUUCAAUUCA
This is a messenger RNA of Talaromyces proteolyticus, 1037 nucleotides long. RefSeq lists its product as uncharacterized. The record is from RefSeq and is a predicted model, not a curated record. Lineage: Eukaryota; Fungi; Ascomycota; Eurotiomycetes; Eurotiales; Trichocomaceae. The transcript has 2 exons. Bases 254 to 766 code for a protein of 170 amino acids.